Molecule: messenger RNA, 4212 nt
Organism: Strongylocentrotus purpuratus (purple sea urchin)
Lineage: Eukaryota; Metazoa; Echinodermata; Echinoidea; Camarodonta; Strongylocentrotidae
Product: E3 ubiquitin-protein ligase TRIM56-like
Exons: 1
Coding region: 1232-3103 (623 amino acids)
Biological process (GO): positive regulation of DNA-templated transcription
Cellular component (GO): chromatin; nucleoplasm
Molecular function (GO): zinc ion binding; ubiquitin-protein transferase activity
Source: RefSeq, a predicted model, not a curated record
UUUUGAAAAGCAAUGUUUCCAUGCAUGGGGUAUAAUGUAUUAUGUUCAAUGAACACAGUAAUCUCGGUAAUAUAUCGGAAUUUCCCCUCUUCCUUUUUUUAAUAAUUAUCCUAUUGUUGAAUAAUGUCGGUAGGUCUUUUUGCAGUUCUCUCAAUUGAUGUGAAUCGAAUAUUACGAUCAUGCGAAUGAAUACCUUUAUUCAGGAGGAUUACAGGUUCUGUGGUGAUCAGCUAUUGCUGAAUGGUUUAAUGGUAUGAUAUUAUUCACCCCAUGCCAAGCUGACGCGAAACCAGGAGGGGUAAAUCGUUUUGUCUGCAAAGAAUGGAUUGUCUUGAUCACUGCCAGAUAAUAAUUUCUAAUAAUAAAAUAGUCAUUCAUAGAUUUCUGAACAAUCGAUCUCUCAGUACACGUCUGUGGGAGGUGUCUGGACAGGUAAUAACAUUUGGAUGCAUCGUAUAGUGAUGAUCGUUCAUAUUUAUCCAGGGCCUAAUUAUUUAAACCAUAUGAUUGUUUACACACAGGGAGAAUUGUUUACAUGUAUUGUUGACAUUCAAUCUUUUUUUUAAACAUAAUUAUUAUCAAUGCAGAGGCGUUGACCUAGGGCCAUCAGGGUAGUUACCCCCUCUAAAAGAAUACCAGAUUGGCUGUUAAUAUCUUUCAUCAUACAAUACAUGCUUUGGUGAUGCCCCUCCCCAUUGUAAUAGUGGAUCGACCUAAGUGCUUCAUCGUCAUGUCGUGAAGUUUUCAUUUCACAUGCAUCAACCAUCUCUUUGCAUCAACUGUCAUCAUCAUUCAAAAUCAAAACCGUGACCCACAAAUCUGUACCCGGUACCCACGGCACGCGCGCCCUUACUUUGAUCUGGUUGACUUUACAUUUUCAUGCAGCAGUGGGAUAAUUGAGCAGUCUCAUUCUGCAUUGGUAUAUAGAGGGUCUACUAUCUCCAAUUAGAGUAACCAGAUACAGCAGCGUUUACACCGAGCUGUCAUUUGAUUACCCCAAUGUGAUCAUUUCUGGAUAAUGUGGUGCUUAUCGCCGAUAGUAGAUUAAUCAGUAUCAGUAUGACAUAUGACCUUUGUCCGAUAAUUAACAUAACUGGAAAAUAGAUAUACUGUUUUGCUGAUUGGAUGCAGUAAUCGAUCUCAUUGACAAUCUGUAGUGGUUUGGACUUUGUCUGUCUCGAGCUCCCGAUGCACAUUAUUCAAGCAAGCAUUGUCCGAAUGUAUAGCCGCAAUGGCUGAAAACGAGUUAUUGGCUUCAUCACAGAACCUGUCGUGUCCUUUGUGCUUGGAAGUGUUCAAGGAUGCAACUCUUCUAAUUUGUGGACACACCUUCUGUCGCAAAUGUCUUCAGAACUAUGACGAGACCCACAGCGAACUUCCUGACAUGGUUUGUCCCCUCUGCAGAUUGCCGACUAAACUGGAGGAGGAUCGUGUGUCUGGGCUCCCCGCUAAUGUUACUGUCAAUGGACUGGUGGAGGAAUGUCGUAUCCCUAAUGAGGGUCAUGGAUCUCUUGAAGAUGUUUUCAAGUGCACAGCCUGUGAAUUUGGAAAGGAUGCAGUUUCCUUUUGCAUCUCUUGCAGUCAUUACAUGUGCGAGGACUGUCAUGGCGGUCACUGCAAGUUAAUAACAUCAUUUUUCAAGGGUCACCAGGUAGUUUCUUUGGAUGAUGUGAAGGAGAAGAAUAUCAGCAUUGAUGACUUGUCCUACAAAUGCUCCGUGCACAAGCGAGAUGACAAAGAUUUAUUUUGCGAGGACUGUAAGAUGUUUAUCUGCUAUAAGUGUACGAUCGUAGGUCAUCGUGGCCACAUCAUCAAGAACCAACCCGACGUUGAGAAUGAGCUGAAGGGUACAGUAGACCGUCUUAUCACACGCUGUGAUUCUAACAUAGCAUCACUGAAGCUAAAUAUUGAAGUCAUUGAAACCAAGAAGGAAGGAGUUCUUGAUGCUGCCCAGAAGCUACGGGCUGAUGUCAUGGAGGCAGUUCAUGGGAAGGUUAACCAGCUACAAGAGGAUGAGCGUAUGCUUCUUGGACAAAUUGAUGCAUUGCAGGAGCGGUGUGACGGCGACCUAGAUGCCUUAAGGGAGUAUGACCUACAGAGGCUCAACUGCAUCUCCCGGUCAAUGACCAUGAUGCAGGACAGCAUCAAGACGCACCAUCUUGAGAUGGAUAAAUUAGCGGCACACUCCAGUAUAUGCGAGGAACUGGACAAUCUUCUGCUCGAGCCCCUUGACGACACGUCUGCAACGGAUAUAGUGGAGAGCGUGCAAGAAGUGAGAUUUCUUCCUACCGAUGAUAUGCAUCAAGAAAUCGGGCAGUUCUCAAAUCCGUCUUGCAGAGUCCUCAGUAAAUUCGAGCUACCCAAACAGAUACAAGGAAUGGUCAAGAAAACCAUCAACAGCGUUGUUAUUGCCCAAUACGGUGGACAGAGUGUCAUCAGCAUUGAUUCCAAUGGCGAGAAGCAGGACAUGCAGAAGUUACCGUCUAUGUUCUAUUACGACAUUGCCUUUCAAAGCAGGUCCAAGAUGGUGGUAUCUUCUAAUUCCUACUAUGAAAUCCAUGUGCAUGCCAAGGAUGGAUCUCGCUUAGCAACGAUGGAGAUACCACGGGGUGGCGACUAUCCCAGGGUGAGCAUAGGUCCCUCAGAUGAGAUCCUGGUCGCUAAUAAGUCAAACCAGGUCUUCAUCUAUGAGUCAAGUGGUCAAACCCUGACGCACACCGUACCGACUGCCAGCGCACCGAAGCAAGCUUUUGCUACCAUGUCAGGUGCCAUCGUCACGAGUUCUUGUGAUGCCAACCCUAGUGUGGUACAGGUCUACGACAGGGAUGGUAGGGCAGGAGAAGCCAUUCGAGCUAGCCAAGGCGAAUACCUCUACCCUGCUGUGGAUAGUAAGGACAGAGUCUUCAUUGCAAGAGUCAAGAAGGGCAGAGUUCAGAUCGCACUCUACGAACUGGAAGGCCUUGAUCUAAGGAAGAAAGCACAGUUUGAAGAACAGAAAGUAGCCACUGGUAGCAACGCAUGUUAUUUGGUUUGCCUGUCUCGUAGCAUGCUUGCAUUAGCCAGUGGAUGUUGGCUUUACUUUGUCAAGGUUCCCUACAUCUAAACUGCAAAUCACUUUUGUAUUGUACUGGUUGGUUAGGAGACUUAAUAUAAGGCAGAUGGGGCUUGAGGGGUAUGGUGAUGUAACACCCAUGUCGGCAAAUUUCAAAACCAGAGAGCCCCAAUAGCACCCCACCUGUUUUGAUUAGAAAAGUAUUGGCCGACUUAUCUGCAAAUUCGAUCUAUUUGACACCAGUUAACAGGGUUAAUGGCAUCACCCCAGUCUUGUUCUAGCAUUUCCCCGUCUAUUUCGUAUUUCGGUAUGUGAUACAUGUAUCAGCUAAAAUAAUAUUAUUUCAAUACAGUACGAUCAAAAUAUAGUAUUUCUGUUUAUUUUAUAGAGCUAAUUGCCUGUUAGAGCUUGAAUCAGAGGAAAACUACUCGUUUGGUGUAAAUUAUUGUUCAGUUUCUAUGAUUCUUGGUAAUGGACGGGACACUGGCGAAAGGAAGUUCCUUUGACUUUGCCAUGUAUAGUUAAUUAUGUAGUUAACUUUUUAAGAAUCGUUUAAGCAGAUUUUUCCUCAUGCAUGUGAAUAUUAUACACAAGUGACGCUUGGAGUUGUAAAUGCCUUGUUUAGUUAAUGUAUGAUUCGAUUUACAUCCGAUUUGAUAACAUUUGCCCCCAAAACAUGCAAUCUGUGUGUAGAAUAUUCAAUUAUUGUUGAAGACGAUGAAUAUGCAAUUUUGUUAAUGCAGUCAAGUGGUGUAGCUAGUACAUGUAAAUCAAAAUAUGACAUUGCGUUUUGAGUACCUUGAUUUUUAUAAUGUCUCGUAAAACUUUCUGUGUGAUCCCUAUAAAACCAUGGUAACCAUGUUUUUUUUGUCCAAAUUAACAUCCACCGUGGUAACCAUCGUAUCAAACAUUGAUUUGUCAUUGAAUUUCAUUGUUUGAUACCAUGGUUACCAUGGUGAAUGGUAAUUUGGACAAAAAAACCAUGGUUACCAUUGUUCUUUUUUAUAAGGGAUAAAUAUUGUUCUGAAACAAAAUUCUUGUUAUAAUGUCUAACCAUAAUUAUAUGGGUGAGCGCAGUCUCGUGUAUUAUAGUAUUCAGAACAGGCAAGAAACUACAUGUACAUGACUAGCAGGUAAUUUUAUAUGGUACGUGAAGAUUA